Pedinophyceae sp. YPF-701 is the source of this 1890-nucleotide messenger RNA. The record is from the annotation of a GenBank genome assembly. Lineage: Eukaryota; Viridiplantae; Chlorophyta; Pedinophyceae.
AUGGCCCACCUGCGGGGACGCAGCUCCAGCCGGGGCCCCGGCGGGCUGGGUCGGAGCUGGUGGGCGCGCAAUCCGCAGUACAUAUUGGCGGCGGCCUUUCUCUGCGCUGGCUUGUUGAUUCUGAGGGCCGAACUGGGGCACGGCGGGCUCCCGGAGCUCCUGGACCCGGUCAUCCACGAGGCGACCGCGUGGGGAACGUACGGGCUGAGCGUGCGGGACCUGCCCGAGAGAGGCGCUGGACUGUGGCAGGAGGGCCCGAGCGCUGCGCAGCAAAGCGCGGCGCUGCAGCACACUGCGUCGCUCAUCGAGUCGUACGACCGCGUGCGGCAGUCCACGGGCAUACUGGAGAUGGAGUUCGACAACCACAGGCAUCGGCACGCGGCAGCGUUUGAGUGGGAGGCCUUCGUCCGCGAGUCCCCCCCGGCGGGCAACGGCACUUACGCGGGGCGCGGCGUUGUGCUCAUUGGCGGGGGGAAAUACACGCUGACGUCCCUGGUGGCGGUGUCGUUCCUGCGCGGGUCCGGCUGCACGCUCCCCGUGGAGAUGUGGUUCCCGAAGGACGAGAUGCCGAUGGACAGCACGGUCACGUGGCUCACAGAGAGCGGCGUGCACGUGCGCAGUUUUGGCGAGCUCGACGACGCGUUCCGCAGCGCGAACGUGACCGUCGACGGGUUCGCGCUCAAGGCCCUCGCGGUCGUCGCGUCGUCCUUCGCGGAGACGGUGUACCUCGACAGCGACGUGAUGUUCCUCGAGGACCCCGCGUCCCUCUUCGACACCACCCUGUUCAGCCAAACAGGUAUGAUCCUGUGGCCCGACUUCUGGCACCAGCCCCCGGGGGACCCCGGCGUGAAGGCCAUGGCGGCGGUCUUCGGCUUCUCGAGGGACGAGGUCCUCACGUGGGCCAACGGGACGUACGGCGCGAUGCGGCUCGACCCCUACAGGGACGACCAGCCUGUGUACAGCGGCAACGUGCGCGAACGCAAGUGCUGGGACGGGUCGCCGCGGGUGAUGUCUGAUCCAGCGUUCUACGCGCUCGCGAUGGGGCGGCGGGAGGAGCCGCUCGGGUGCGGGCGCGAGGUGCGGGGCGGGCCGCUGCAGUACACGGAGGACAAGACUUUGUUCUCGGACGAGCUGCGAAAGAACAUAGGGAGAUUCAAUUACAAGUUCGAGAUCAACUCGAACAAAAACGCGGUGCCGUUCACGCACCAGCAGGCGGCGACGGCGCUCGCGGCGCGCCUGGACCUCCCCACGCACGACAGCUGCGUGAUGCUGCUCGACAAGCAGCGGCACGACACCGCGCUGCGUCUGUUCUUGUACCUGAACCUCCGCGGCAGCCUGUUCCACCGGCUGCUGACGCCGAACGGGAAUGGCGUCGGCGACAAGGAGACGCUCCCGACCGCGAUGCGUGCUCUGCACCGGCCCUACCACCUCGUGGACAUGCCGCCGGGCGGCGCGGGCACCGUCCAGGGGCUCCACACCAUGGUCCACUUCGCCCCCGAGAGCGACCGCGUGUUCUUCCUGCACCGCAACUGCCGCAAGUGGGAGCCCGACAGCCCCGGCAUCGCCACCCGCCUGACCGACGCGAGGCGCGUGUGGGACAUUUUCGCCAUGUCGGACCCGCGUCAGGGUCAGACGGAGGUCCCCGAGGCCCCCCAGGGCUGGCAGUGCGCCGUGGGCCUGCCGCCCUCGUCGCAGCUGAUCCGGCGCUUCGCGCGCCUCCUACCGUUCGACGUCGAGGCGACAGGAGCGUUGUACGCCAGAGAGAUCAUCAACACCUGCCCCGAGGCCGCGAAACGAUACGAAAUGGUGAAACCGCGACCGACCACGCCCCCCUCCACGUCGGCACCCGCGGACAGCACCGGGCGACCCGCGCGGGACCCCCCCCCCUGA